This is a messenger RNA of Trametes versicolor FP-101664 SS1, 1389 nucleotides long. Its product is annotated as homeobox-domain-containing protein. Gene Ontology annotation, biological process: regulation of transcription by RNA polymerase II; cell differentiation. Gene Ontology annotation, molecular function: RNA polymerase II cis-regulatory region sequence-specific DNA binding. Lineage: Eukaryota; Fungi; Basidiomycota; Agaricomycetes; Polyporales; Polyporaceae. The record is from RefSeq and is a predicted model, not a curated record. Bases 1 to 1389 code for a protein of 462 amino acids. The transcript has 3 exons.
AUGUCUCUGUCCUCACUGGCUGCGGGAGGCAAGCAGCGUCGCAAGCGCUCGCGAACUACUCAGGAACAGUUGGCGAAGCUCGAGGAGUAUUUCGCGGCUGAUCAGAGCCCCACCUCCGCUCGACGCCGGGAUAUUGCGCAAGAAUUGGGAUUGGACGAGCGGCAGACGCAGAUAUGGUUCCAGAACAGGCGUGCAAAAGUAAAGCUGCAAGCCAAAAUGAGGGAGCGCGCCGCCGAGAAACUGCUACCGCCCCCUCGGAGCCCACCGCCCCUGACGAGUGGGUUCGACGCGGAAAUCUACAACCUGAUCCACGAGGACGAGGAGGUCACGCUAGUUCCUUGCACCGACCUGACCAUCGGUACCUGGCGGCGCGUUGCAUCUGCAGAUCAUGAGUUGAUUGCCUACACCUGUGAAACGCGGCGCUGCAUCACCUGGUUCGUACGCUCCGACGGCUACAGCUUCAAGAUGGAGGUACCCUACGACAGCAUCACCCAGCAGCACUUCUUGAACGUCUCUCCUGGCGUCGGGUCAGUGGGGUUUACCCUCGAGCGGCCGCCGACGUUUUACGUGGAGAGGGUCUCAGAGUCGAGCCCGGAUGUAGAGCCCGUGCGAAGCUGGCAGCUUUCCGGGGACUGGACGGAGGGCAGCCAGGCGUCUGGCAUCCUGCAGCAUUCACUGAUGGGCCCGGCCUAUCAGCUUGCUCAUCUCGUGAACACCAUAUCGCCUCCCGGGAACUCCCCUGAGGUGUCUUUCUACCCGUCAACGCCGUCAAUAUCCGAUGUCGGGUCCUCGCCAGAGGUUUAUUCGCGUUCCUGCGAAUCUCCAGUGGACCCCCACCCCUAUGCGUCCUCCCUGGUUUUACGUAGGCCGAGUUCCACGAGCAGCUUGCGGAUGCUGCACCAUCCCUCCUUGGAGCGACUGCGCCCGAGCCGGCACGCCAGCGUCCCCAUGUUCCACUCGCCGCUCUCGAACAUGUCUACGCCAAGCUCGACACCCAUGUCCCCUCGCUCGCCCGCCGACAUGUCCGGAAUGCCAGCACCAAUGCUGCUGUACGCCGACAGCAGCGUAGCUCAGCAGCAGUACAUAGUCACACAAGGCCCGGUGUCCGAGCGGCUUCCCCGUCUCCAGCUCGCGAUGCCGAACCUGCCUGGGCUGAACUACGAGUACAACAGUGCGCCCGACUCGCCUUAUGGCUACGCCACCGAGCCGCCAUCCUCCGCAGCAUCUACUCCCGGCUACUACAACACCGUCGAGUCUCCAAUAUGGGAGGAGAUCGUCCCCGACGCGCCCUAUGCCGCGGAGACGGCAGAGCGGCCACAGCAAGCGUACUAUCACUACCCCGACGGCAUCCAGGGCCCCUCUUACGACCGCGGCGGGGGUGCCUGCUGA